Messenger RNA from Aspergillus heteromorphus CBS 117.55, 1898 nucleotides. RefSeq names its product translation machinery-associated protein TMA46. Gene Ontology annotation, cellular component: cytosol. Gene Ontology annotation, molecular function: metal ion binding; mRNA binding. The record is from RefSeq and is a predicted model, not a curated record. Lineage: Eukaryota; Fungi; Ascomycota; Eurotiomycetes; Eurotiales; Aspergillaceae. Bases 363 to 1427 code for a protein of 354 amino acids. Gene Ontology annotation, biological process: cytoplasmic translation. The transcript has 4 exons.
GACCACAAAACAACACCCUUUCUUCUUUCUCGCACGUUUCUUCUCACGAUCCAUCUUCCCCCUCUUUUGUUUUAGCCUCGAUUGGAUUUUAAGACAUUAAGAAAGGUGUUCCAUCUCAUCAGGUGACCGCCCACCUUUGUUGUCGGUGACGUCUUUCACCUUUUCCUACUUUUUUUUCUCCCGUGGUCGGACGGUCCACUUCACAACUUCCCUUCCACAUCACACUUCCCACAGCCUGGUUGUCUGUCGGUCGUCUGUCCACUGCGCGAAAUAAAAGUUCUUGCUUUUUUUCUUUUUUUUUAGAUUCUUGUUGUCUAUUUUUUUUUAUUUAGAGGAGUGCAGAUAAAUUAUCAACCGCCAUCAUGCCUCCCAAGAAGGCGGAUCAGCCGAAGAAGAAGAAGGCCACUGUCGAUGACAAGACCUUUGGUAUGAAAAACAAAAAAGGCGGUUCAGCCAAGCGUCAAAUCGCGCAACUGAACGCGCAAGCGGCGACGAACCAAACGGCCGAAGCGAAGCGCAAGCAAGCGGAGAAGGACCGACGCGAUGCGGAAAAGAAGGCCUCGGAGCAAGCGCGGAAGGAGGCGAUGGAGCUGUUCAAGCCGGUGCAGAUCCAGAAGGUGCCGUUUGGGGUGGACCCGAAGACGGUGCUGUGCGUGUUCUUCAAGCAGGGGAACUGCGAGAAGGGACGCAAGUGCAAGUUCAGUCACGAUCCGAACGUGGAGCGCAAGGCGGCCAAGAAGGAUCUGUAUACGGAUUCGCGAGACGUGAAGGCGGAGGAGGAGGAGGCCAAGAAGAAGGAUACCAUUGAUCAGUGGGAUGAGGAGACGCUGCGCAAGGUCAUUCUCAGCAAGCAUGGUAACCCGCGGACGACGACCGAUAAGGUCUGCAAGUACUUCAUCGAGGCUGUCGAGAACCAGAAGUAUGGUUGGUUCUGGGUCUGUCCGAAUGGAGGUGAUAAGUGCAUGUACAAGCACAGUUUGCCGCCUGGAUUCGUCCUGAAAACGAAGGAACAGAAGAUGGCAGAGAAAGCUCUCAUGGACAAGUCCCCGCUCAACACCCUGACGCUGGAGGACUGGCUGGAGAGCGAACGACACAAGCUCACGGGCAACCUGACGCCCGUCACGCCCGAAUCCUUCGCCACGUGGAAGAAGGGCCGUCUAGACAAGAAGGCCGCCGAGGAGCAGGCCCAGAAGGCCAAGGAGGCGACUGGACGAACGCUAUUCGAGAGCGGCAACUGGCGCGACGAGGACGAGAGCAGUGAGGAAGAGGAUGGGGCCGCGGACGAUGACAUGUGGAACCUGGAAGCCAUGCGCCGGGAGACGGAGAGGAUACGAGAGGAGAAGGAGGCCGAGCGCUUCGCCAAGCUCAACGGCGCGCCCGUGCCAGCGUCGAACGACGAGACGAUCGCCCAGGAGGGAGAAGGCUGAAGCCGGUGUGACGCUCCCAAGUACGCAGGAAACCUUGGGCGAUUGGGUUGCGGACCUCCCACCCCUGGAAACGGUGGACCGGGCCGUCCGUCGUCCGGGGCCCGGGAUGUUGAUCGUGUUGAUGGAUUGGUAGAUACACUUGGUGUGGGCGACUCGGUUAUUUGCUCGCGGAUACACCUGACCUGUCGCCUUGUAUUGCCGUCUACACCUGGGUUGUUGGGUGGCUCUUGCGGUUCCCGUGAACGGUUGGUCGUGUCGCCUGGGGUUCAUCGUGGCGACUGUUCGGUUGCUGGGGGUGUAUCGGAACCCCCCUUUGGCAUGGAUCGGAGGGCACGGAGGGAAGGAGGGCAACGGGGGUUCCAUAGUACACAGUACACGAGAUUGAGAUAGAUCCCAGUGUCGGGGAUUGGAAGUUGAAGACUGCCUCAUGAUUUGCUAUGCCAUAUUUGUACGUAAAACAAGUUUGCUUCC